Messenger RNA from Lynx canadensis (Canada lynx), 3879 nucleotides. It is a transcript of the gene VAPB, whose product is annotated as VAMP associated protein B and C. The record is from RefSeq and is a predicted model, not a curated record. Lineage: Eukaryota; Metazoa; Chordata; Mammalia; Carnivora; Felidae. Bases 221 to 436 code for a protein of 71 amino acids. Gene Ontology annotation, cellular component: plasma membrane; endoplasmic reticulum membrane. Gene Ontology annotation, biological process: endoplasmic reticulum membrane organization. The transcript has 3 exons. Gene Ontology annotation, molecular function: FFAT motif binding.
UGCGCUCGCCGGGCACCGCGGCCUCGCCCUCGCCCUCCGCCCCUGCGCCUGCACCGCGUAGGCCGCCCCCCCCCCCCCGCGCGCACCCCGUAGACGACCCCCGCCCGCAUCCCGGCCGGCCCCCCCUUUCCAAAUUUAAAGGGGGCGCAGCAUUAACGCCUCCCGCCUCGGGUGACCUCUUAGGGGUCUCCCCGCCAGAGGUGCCCCGCCGCUGAGGAACAUGGCGAAGGUGGAGCAGGUCCUGAGCCUCGAGCCGCAGCACGAGCUCAAAUUCCGAGGUCCCUUCACCGAUGUCGUCACCACCAACCUGAAGCUUGGCAACCCAACAGACCGGAAUGUGUGUUUUAAAGUGAAGACCACGGCACCACGUAGGUACUGUGUGAGACCCAACAGUGGGAUCAUCGAUGCAGGGGCCUCGAUUAAUGUCUCUGGCUGAAUGGUUUCUGACAUUAGGCUCAUGUCAUUCCCGAUGAUUGGUAACUGCACUUUACUGAUUGUGAAAAGCUUGGGGAGAUGAGAGCCGAGGAGACUGGAAUAUAUUCAAGGGCGUAAGUUUUGUGCGCGUCUGAUGGGUGUUUCUUUUCCUGUCUGAGGAUGCAUAUCUUUUCCAAAGUCCAACUUCUGAAAAGAUGCUGGUCAAGUGCCCGGAUUGAGAAUUAAGGAGAUGGGAGCGAUGGAUUUGAGUAUAAAUGUCUUUUAGAAAUGGAAUAAACUUGCAGUGAGCGCAUCAGAACUUCUGGAUCCAGCGUGCCUUCUGUCUUUGUGGCGGGGCUGGCGGGGGGUGGUUAUCCUGUACGUUUCAGGAGACUUUGUGUCACAGAGGCUUCUGCAUCAUUAGAGGCUGCUGCUCGUUUGAAAUGGGUACCUGACUGGCUUUUUCCACAACAGAUUUUGAUUGUGAUGCAUUUGGCUAUUCAUUUGAUACCUAAAAGAAAACAAUUCGCCUCUUUGGAAAGAUAUAAGGUGUUUCAUUAUCUGAUCAUUUCUGCAAACUCUUAUUCCCCACAUCCUUUGGUCUUUCUCAUUAUGGUGCUCCGACGCCAGCUAUCUCCCUGUGUGCUUCUCUCUGAGGCUGCAAGACCUGAUCUGGACUCUUGAAUUGGGUUGUUAUCCAGGAAGUCAGGAGGGUGAGAGCCAGGUUUUAUCGAGGGUCUCCUUUGUGCUGGGCCAGCGCACACGUUAUCUCACAUAGUUUCUGUUGUCUGCCCUGUGAGGAAUGCAUCAUUACCUGCCUUGUACUGAGAAAGAGACCAGUGGCUGUAGGCUCAUGAAGCUAGCGAGGGACAGAGCCAAGGUGUGGAUCAUUCUGUCUGGCUCUGCAGCCCAGACUGGACUUGAGCACGCUGGGAAGAGGAAGGGGUCUGAGAUGUUGGCAUUUCUGUACCCCUUGGAUCCAUAUGGUUUCAGUUGGUCUGUUGAAAUCCAGGGUAGCUGAAAUCUUUUGUUCCUUUUUAUUGACUUACUUUUUUCUUCUUCAUUUCUUUGCCCAUAUCAGAUUUGAGCCAGGUUGUCAGUAGAUGAGAAUUACCAAUUUUCACAGUGAAUAAGGGGGCAGCAACAUGGUUUCUCAAUAAAAUAGCCUCAACGGGUGGUUGUACAGCGUAGGUGUGCUUUCCAGUAUUAAAUAUAAGUGUGUGUGUGUGUGUGUGUGUGUGUGUGUGUGUGUAUCUCAGAAAGAGUCCUCCUUCCCCCAUCACAGGAAUGUUUUUUAGAGUGAUAACCCUGGGCAUUUGUUUUGAUUUAUAAUUACCUGCUUAAGGAAAACCCAAGAUUCUGUGGUCGUGGGCUUUCUCUUGCACACAAGAAGGUAAGGUACGGAGAGUGGGUGUGAUUAUCUAGCGUCACGUGGGUGAUUAGUGGCACAGUUGGUGUUCGAAACCAGCCUCGCUCCUGAUUCAGUGACGCUUCUGUGAUGGGCAGCUGCCUCCACAGCGUCGUCACGGGUUCUCAACACGGAAUGUAUCUGGGGGGACGUUACUGAGUCCUGAAAUACCCAUGUGUCUGCAGGCCUUACUCCUAGAUGAAUCAAGAUGAUGUCCGCACACGAGAAAGGGCUCCCUUGUUUUUGUUCGGUGUGUGUUUAUUCAGUGCUUGAGGUGCCCGUGGGUGAAAGCAGAUGUCAUCGCAUCUCUGGGUCGGCGUCUCCAGUUGGCAGAGGAGGCUUGUGCCGUCUGUUGAGGGGCCAUUGUGUCAUCUAUCACACCUUUGUAUCUUGAGGUGAAAAGCCCUGGGCUCCUCCAGGGUCCUCUUAAAAUGCAGCUAUAUGAUGACCCCUCAGUGAGUACCUAGAGUUUCUGGGUUCCUUUGGGAGAGGAACCCUCCUCAGGACCAGAAAGACACCUGCAGACAGGCAGUGCAGAGUGUCCAAAGGCCCGCCUUCCCUUUUCCCCAGGUGUGCACGCGGCCGGGCUUGGUGCCGCCCGCUGUCCUCAAAGCUCACUAGAUUUGGGAGCUGGGAACCUGAGCAGAAAGCGUGGCGGUGCUGUUUAGCCUGUUGGCCGAUCUUUGGCUGCUCCACUCCUGUCUCUAGUUGGUAAUUUUCUCAUUGGUAAAACGGAAGGACUAGUAUCUACCGCACAGAGUGUUUCCCAGGGCAUGGUGCGAGAGUGUGACGGCAUUAUCUUCCCCCUGGUUUUGACGAAAACUGGCUGGUUUUGGUUGAAGGGGAUUGUACCUAUUUGAAGGAUACCUUUCUAGAAAUAAAUUCAUUCCAUACGUUUUAUUAAUUAACGGAGUUUUUCUAAUUUUCAGAAGAGAGACGUGUUUUUUUUCUUUCUAUGGUACGCAUUUGUCUUCUAGUGAAAUCUCAGAUAUAGUCUGUAGAAAGGUGGUCGUCACAUCAGCUUCAGACAUUACUACCAGUGUUGCCCCGUGUACCACACGGAGUGUCACAGCACGCCUGGAGGGGGCAUGCCUAGUGCAAGAUUUCUCUCCCGCUUCUGAAAACUCUUGGGAUGCGCUCUUAGGGAAGGUUAUAAAUCAUUCUUUGAGAGAGUGGGGCGGGAAGGAAAGAGGAGGAGGAGGAGGAUGUCCACCCAGGUAGCUGGCCAGAGGGAGCGAGGUUUUGAAGGCACACAAAUCAGGGUUGUAUCGGGGGAGGAGGCGAGACUUUGUAGUUGUCAGAUGUCUUCCCAACACACCCUGCGAAGCUCUUCUCAGCUUUCAGGUAGGCUGGACACUCAAGGGAGCUUACACUGUGCGUCAGAACUCCACACUCUGACCUAUCCCGUUAUUGUCUUCAGAAGAUGGCAAAUUACUUACUGAGUCCUGAAAAAAUAACAGUUCUGUUUUAUAAACCUAGGUGGGAAAGUAAUGGUUGGAAACAGGCAUAACAAAUGUUUUGGAAUGUGUUGGAAACACACAUAACGAAUGUGUGGAUUUCUCAAAGGGAUGAUCUGUGGUCUGGUCACCUGGGUCUAGGGUGGGAGUCCUUUUCUUUGUCCUUUCUGUAGAUGCUCGUCUCAGCCCAUUCUUCUCGAGGCCCGUUCUGGGAUCUGUGCCUGCCGGACGAGGCAGUGUGGCAGGUGAGGGGUGCGGAGAGCUUUCUGUUGGCGUGAAUUGGCCCCGAGUGCCGUGGUUUUGGCCCUUGCUCCUCGAUACACACCAUCUACUAGAGAUGGUUUUGAAUUAUUCAAAUCUGGACCUCAGCAAAAUAGCUACACUUAAAUGGAGAUUGCAGAAGAGGAGAUUGGAUUCCCCCCCCCCCCCCGCCCUGAGAUUUUAAAUGCAAGGAAAAUAGAACUUUUUGAAUUAAUGAAUUGUUUGAAGCAGUGGGGGGUCUCCCCAUUUGUUCUAGCUUUACAAAAUUAAAUCUAUUUUCUGAACUGUCUGGUGGGAAAAUAUUUUUAAGGGAGAUAAUUUCUGAAAAUGUCUUUGUGG